Pundamilia nyererei is the source of this 2595-nucleotide messenger RNA. RefSeq names its product family with sequence similarity 118 member B (gene siral1). The record is from RefSeq and is a predicted model, not a curated record. The transcript is spliced from 8 exons. NCBI's taxonomy places the organism in Eukaryota, Metazoa, Chordata, Actinopteri, Cichliformes, Cichlidae. Bases 687 to 1748 code for a protein of 353 amino acids.
UACAACGAUGCGUGAGUUGAUCUGUGUGCCUCGCAUCAAUAAAGACUGCGGAGCCAUUCGCGCAGCACAUGAAGGCAUCAUAUGACCCGGUGCACUUCUCAGCAGGCGGCGACUUCAACGGUACCGCUGAAGUUAAGAGAGUGACAAUGUGUAGAAAAGCGGUGUGAGCCGGUAACGUUUGUGCUGUUUGCGCUGCUCCGAAGAAACUAAGUGACAUAAGUUUUAUCUAGAAGGACUGGUUUAUAUCGGAUAGCGGAUUUAAAUGCUCUACAAUCAUCAUGACAAGUAAACAGGAGGCUAAAUCAGGAUUUUAAAAACACCUAGAAGGUAACUCGGCUCAGAACAUCAGGGAAGUUAACGUUUUAACUGUAGCUAACUGACGUCGCCAGUUCGUUACAUUUUUAGGUUGUUUAGUAAAAGUCACUGUCUAUACUGUAACUUUACCGGGUUGGCGUAAACACCACUGAAAACCUAAAAGCUUCGAAUUCAGAUCAGUUUCCGAGCUAUUUCACUUUACAAAGGACUAACUUUCGCCUGGUUCGCAUUAAGAGGAUUUCCACUUUAACCGAAGUAAACAGUGGGCAUUACCAUACCGGUAGCAAGAGCAGAACAGGGACAUGCGGAACAAGAACAAAGGCAGGCUACAUUGAUUGACAUACCUCCCCCCUUUUUUUGACAGGAGCUGAAUGGCCUCUGUUGUAGCAGUGAAAACUGAGAAGCGGCCUGCAGUGGAUUCUCAGGAUGCAGACUCCAAUGCUAAAAAGCCCAGGAAACUGCUGCCCAGUCUGAAGACUAAGCGAGCCCCCGAGCUUGUCCUGGUGAUUGGUACGGGGGUAAGCUCUGCAGUGGCCCCUCAGGUCCCUGCUCUCCGCUCCUGGAAGGGCCUCAUCCAGGCCUUGCUCGAUGCAGCCAAUGACUUUGACCUACUGGAGGAAGAGGAAAAUCGGCGGUUCCAGAAGCACAUGCAGGAAGACAAGAAUUUGGUGCAUGUGGCCCAUGACCUCAUUCAGAAACUUUCCCCGAGAACAGGUAAUGUAAGGUCCACGUUCUUCAAGGACUGCCUGUACGAAGUGUUUGAUGAUUUGGAGUGUAAGAUGGAGCACGCAGGGAAACACUUACUGCGGUCAGUGCUGCAGUUAAUGGAGAGCGGCGCACUCGUUCUCACUACCAACUUCGACAACCUGCUGGAAAUUUAUGCAGCCCAUCAGGGCACCAAGCUGGAGUCUUUGGACCUGACAGAUGAGAAGAAGGUGCUGGAGUGGGCUCAGGAGAAACGGAGGUUAAGUGUUCUGCAUAUCCACGGUGUUUACACCAACCCCAGUGGUAUCGUACUGCACCCUGCUGGCUAUCAGAAUGUAUUGAGGAACACUGAGGUUAUGCGUGAGAUUCAGAAGUUGUACGAGACCAAAUCCUUUGUCUUUCUGGGCUGCGGCCGCACAGUAGACGACACAACCUUCCAGGCUCUGUUCUUGGAGGCGGUUAAACACAAGUCGGACCUCGAGCACUUCAUGCUCGUGCGGCGAGAGGAUGUGGGAGAGUUCAAGAAGCUGCGCGACAACAUGCUUGACAAGGGCAUCAAGGUCAUCUCCUAUGGAGACGAGUACGCUGACCUGCCUGAGUACUUUGAGAGGCUGGCCAAUGAGAUCUGCAACCGUGACGUGUCCACCAAUGGCUGGGGAUCCCCGUCGCAGAACGGAGAGGAACAGCAGAUCGGUAUUAACACACAGAAAAGCCUCCUUCAAGGUUAAGACUGAACUCGUCUCUUUGGCUCGGAGCUGCGGCCUCUCGCUAAAGACAUUUUCAGACUAAACGUCCUGUUCAGAACUGUUUUCUGACUGUAUGCUGGUAGAAAAUCCAAGUCUGUCUUGAAUUUUAGUUACAAAAAAAAAAAAUACUGGUAUUUUUUUCCACAAACUGGUGUGGCAGUAUUAACAAUUGUCAGUGGCAUCAUUUCAGUAGAUGUUCUUUGACUUUUUUUUAAGCUUUUCAGACAAUUCCUUCCACUUCUUUUCAACCCCAUACUCUUGACAGAUGCAUUUUCUUCCACAGCUUUACUCACAGAUCAAGUCUGAUUUUGCUGAAUACAUUUAGGAAUCUAUGGGGAACCUUAAUUACAUCAUUAUUUUUCAGAUUCCCUUCUCAUUCCGUUUUUAACUAAAAGGGAAAAAAGUUUGCCUGGCAUCCCCUACUAUACUGGAUUUAAAUGUUGCUGGAACAUCCACUUUGUGGGAAGCAUCCGGGUAACUGAAUGGGAUGUUCCCCUUUCAGUUCGACAGAAACACUACAUGUGAAUCCACAGUAGUUAAACAUGCUGUUAUGCUGAAUUUUCAACAUACAGUAAAUACGCAUUGAGCUUAACGCACAACCCCUGCUCUCGAUUUUAAGUCUUGUGUGAAUAGAUUGAAUCAGUCAUGCUCAUCCCACAACCUGGAAAACUUGAUUUGCACACUGCUUGGUGGGGAAAGGGACGAGUUACUGUAACGACUGUCGUAAAAACGUACAUUCAGAUGUUUUCAUAUCAGAGCGGUUCCCGGCAGUAGCAACCUCUUUGCCACUCUUGUGCUAAAAAUAAAGAAAAAAAAGAGUUCUUUAAAA